Molecule: messenger RNA, 389 nt
Organism: Brassica napus (rape)
Lineage: Eukaryota; Viridiplantae; Streptophyta; Magnoliopsida; Brassicales; Brassicaceae
Product: mitochondrial import receptor subunit TOM7-1-like
Exons: 1
Coding region: 1-225 (74 amino acids)
Biological process (GO): protein import into mitochondrial matrix
Cellular component (GO): mitochondrial outer membrane translocase complex
Source: RefSeq, a predicted model, not a curated record
AUGGAUUCUACACUUUCGUUGAAGCCCAGAGGAAAAGGGAAAGGAUCACAGGGAGCUUCCUCUUCCAAUGACAAAUCCAAGUCGCAGCUCCUCAAGGAAUGGACCAACUGGUCUCUCAAGAAGGCCAAAGUCGCCACUCACUACGGAUUCAUCCCUCUCAUCAUCAUCGUCGGCAUGAACUCCGAUCCAAAGCCCCAUCUCUUCCAGCUCCUUACCCCUGUCUGAUCCUCCAAUUCCGGAACGAGAUCGAUCCCGUCUCCCCCGGUUUGGAUUCGCUGAAUCUUCUUUUAUGUUUUCAGAAUCUGUGGUUGUAUGGAAUCAAUUCAUCUUUGUUUGCCUUUUCUUAUACAAAUUGAAUCAGUAGUAAUGAUCAAAUAAUGCUUUGAGAA